CGCCGCGUAGGAAACCCCGUGCAGGCUUUCUGAGGGGACCCAAGAUGGCCGAACACUUACAGUAGGGCUAAUAAUUACUCUCGUCAAGACGUCGCGGUUCGAUGGUGCUCGACGGGUUGCAAAGGACAUUUAUUGUUCAGGAAAGUUUGACGACCUUGCCUGUCCGACUGGUUCCAUCUCCGCAUGUCCGUCUGCGUUUGAGGAGAGAGGCUGGUCCUUCCACGGCCCUCAGCCAGAACAUGGCGGAACUCUUGGCCAAAAUAUAAACGUUAGCCUGCCGCUAGGCUGCAAGCUGGCUUAUAAUGAAAAACAUCGCAGUGUGCGUGUAUGUAUGGCUUUGUUCACAUUUUCAUAAACAGGGCGUGUUUAUAAUGGGGCAGUAAAGGUACCGGUACUACGUUUUCCCCUCCUAUACAUGGUUGGACCUGAACUGUAGUCAGAAUGUUUGAGGCGAGCAGAUAGCCCGCUAGCUAACCAGCUAGCUAGCAGUAGUCGGCUCAAUUGGUCGUUGCAGGGCGCCCGAAAAAAAAUCCCUUUUCGUCAAAGCUGCACGCUUCCGAUACAGUAUUCGCAUUCGUUCGGAUAUCCACAGUUUUUGCAGAUAGUCUAAUAGCAGCAGUAAGCAUCUCAGCGAUACUGAAGGUGACCAUGGCUAUGGACGGUGUCAACAGAGAGCUAGCUGGCUAACGCUAGACUGGUCGGAGGAGCAUCGCGUUAGCUCGACGAACAGGCAGCACCGUAAAUGUCACAUUUCAGCGGAGAAGCAGACUAGAAGCGGACGAGUCAGACUGUGAGGGAACCUCGCAGGAGGAGUGAGACAUUUGACAAUAAAGUUAACGAGGGCAAACCCCAUCAACCCGAUCCCUCUUACUCCCUCCGGUAUAAAGAGCUACUCGCAAGAAUGACUGACACUCGGCGACGAGUGAAGGUCUACACUCUGAAUGAAGACCGACAGUGGGAUGACCGAGGGACAGGGCAUGUGUCGUCCGGCUACGUGGAGAGACUCAAAGGCAUGUCGCUGUUGGUGCGCGCUGAAAGCGACGGAUCUCUUUUGCUGGAGUCAAAAAUCAACCCUAACACAGCCUAUCAAAAACAGCAGGACACAUUGAUUGUCUGGUCUGAAGCAGAAAACUAUGAUCUGGCCCUUAGUUUUCAGGAGAAGGCUGGUUGUGAUGAGAUCUGGGAGAAAAUAUGUCAGGUUCAGGGUAAGGACCCCUCAGUGGACAUUACCCAGGAGCUCAUCGACGAAUCGGAGGAGGAGCGUUUUGAGGACAUGUCCUCUCCUGGACUGGAGCUGCCUCCUUGCGAGCUCUCCCGUCUGGAGGAGGUAGCUGAGCUUGUGGCCUCAUCACUGCCCUCACCUCUGCGGCGCGAAAAGCUGGCGCUAGCGCUGGAGAAUGAGGGCUACAUUCGCAAGCUGCUGGAGCUAUUCCGUGUGUGUGAGGAUUUGGAAAACCGCGAGGGCCUGCACCAUCUUUACGACAUAAUCAAAGGCAUUUUCCUGCUCAAUCGCACGGCGCUCUUUGAGGUCAUGUUCUCUGAGGAGUGCAUCAUGGACGUGAUAGGCUGCCUAGAGUUUGAUCCUGCUUUGCCUCAGCCUCGACGUCACCGUGAAUUUCUGACCACCACGGCCAGGUUUAAAGAGGUCAUCCCAAUCACGGACCCUGAGCUGCGUCAGAAGAUUCACCAGACGUACCGGGUCCAGUACAUCCAGGACAUGGUGCUACCUACACCCUCCGUGUUUGAGGAGAACAUGCUUUCCACCUUGCACUCGUUCAUCUUCUUUAACAAGGUGGAAAUAGUUGGCAUGCUCCAGGAUGAUGAGAAGUUUCUAACUGAGCUCUUUGCACAGCUAACUGAUGAAGCCACAGAUGACGAUAAACGGCACGAAUUGGUAAAUUUCCUGAAGGAGUUUUGUGCGUUCUCUCAGACUUUACAACCACAAAACAGAGAUGCUUUUUUUAAAACGCUCUCAAACAUGGGAAUCCUACCAGCACUGGAAGUUAUCCUGGGAAUGGAUGACGUGCAGGUGCGGGGAGCGGCCACAGAUAUUUUCUCUUACCUGGUAGAAUACAACCCUUCUAUGGUGCGCGAGUUUGUCAUGCAGGAGUCCCAGCAGAACGAUGACGAUAUCUUGUUGAUUAAUCUGAUCAUCGAACACAUGAUCUGUGAUACAGACCCUGAGCUUGGGGGAGCUGUGCAGCUAAUGGGGCUACUGAGGACCCUGGUAGACCCUGAAAACAUGCUGGCACCUGCUAAUAAGACAGAAAAGACAGAAUUUUUAAGUUUCUUCUAUAAGCAUUGCAUGCAUGUGCUCACUGCUCCACUACUGGCCAACACCACUGAGGAGAAGCCCAGCAAAGAUGACUUCCAGACAUGCCAGCUGCUGGCACUGAUUGUGGAGCUCCUCACCUUCUGUGUGGAACAUCACACGUAUCACAUAAAAAACUACAUCAUCAACAAAGACAUCCUGCGCAGAGUGCUGGUGCUCACUGCAUCCCAGCACGCUUUCCUAGCCCUGUGUUCUUUGCGUUUCAUGAGGAAAAUCGUAGGACUGAAGGAUGAAUUCUACAAUCGUUACAUCAUGAGGAACUUUCUGUUUGAGCCGGUGGUCAAAGCCUUCCUCAACAAUGGCUCCCGAUACAACCUCAUCAACUCAGCCAUCAUAGAGAUGUUUGAAUAUGUCCGUGUGGAGGAUGUGAAGUCCCUGACAGCCCAUAUCAUAGAGAACUACUGGAAGGCCCUGGAGGAUGUCGACUAUGUACAGACAUUUAAGGGCCUCAAGCUCCGUUAUGAGCAGCAGAGGGAAAGGCAGGACAACCCUAAGCUUGACAGCAUGCGGUCGAUUCUGAGGAACCAUCGAUUCCGGCGGGAUGCACGGACGUUAGAGGAUGAGGAGGAGAUGUGGUUUAACACAGAUGAAGAUGACCUGGAGGAUGGUGAGGCGGUGGUGCCCCCCUCAGACAAGAUGAAGAAUGAUGAGGACCUAAUGGAUCCCAUCAGCAAGUUCAUGGAAAGAAAGAAAUUGAAAGAGACAGAGGAGAAAGAGGUUUUGUCGGGGAAGUCUAGCCUGUCUGGACGACAGAGCCCCAGUUUUAAGCUGUCUUUCACCAGCUCGCCCAAGCCCAGUCUGUCGUCGCCCCCUUCAGCCUCACUGCACCCUGGCUCACCAGGAUCUCCCGGAUCCCCAGGCUCAGGGACCAGGAACUCGCCACCGACGGCAGCUGUCACCACUAAGACUGGGUUGGUGGGGCUGGUGGACUAUCCGGAUGACGAUGAGGAUGACGAGGAAGAGGAAGAUUCAGACAGUAAAGAGGGGAGUCCUCCACUGUCCAAGAAAUCGAAGCUGAGCUCUUAAAACACUCCCUGCUCAAUCGCCAUGGUAAAGCUCGGAUGGGAGCCUUAUCCACAGACUUAUUUCAGUGCUCAGCCUAGAACUCAAAACUGAAACAAUAUGAAUGAAAAAACGAAUGAAUGGAUAAAAGAACGUAUGCCGGCCCCUACCCCCACCCGCAGGAGUCCAAGGGGUGCCACGCAAAGAAUGGAGAAAGGGAGAGCAAGAGAGAGGGAAGAAUCGGUCUUGGAACGAAAAAGGUGAAUGUCUCUAUGCGGAGAGUUCAAGUGCCAACCGGAGACAGAAGCUGAGAGAAAACUUGAAGCGGAACGAGAGCGAAGACAAGGAGAUAAAACUGUGGUUUUGGACAAAUUAUUAAAAGGAUUUAAUAAAAAAAUAAUAAUUUCAACAAAGCUAAAAGUACUGGGGGGUAAACGACCUCACAUACAUACACAAACACACACGCACGCACACUCACUUACUGAGACUGGUGCCCGCACACAGCGUCCCAGACUCGGACCAGGACACACUGCCCCCCGUCUCAGGGAAGGACGUCACAUGGCCCGAACAGGCCAGCCAAUCCUGAACCACCACUCACCUUCGCUGACUCCAUCUCCAUUUCUUUCUUUCUCUCCUUCCUCUACCCCUUUUUCUGCCCCCCUCCCACUUUUUUCCUUCGUUCGUUCUUUCUUUUUUCUUUUGAUGUUUGUUUCUGGAGCCUGACAGGAGACUAGGGGGGCAGUCUGGGUUGUCGUUGUUGAUGAUGUCAUCGUUGUCCUCGUGGCUCAGCGGAAGUUCUUCCUCUUUCAAAGCCAGCGGUUUCC
Messenger RNA from Colossoma macropomum (tambaqui), 4158 nucleotides. It is a transcript of the gene ppp4r3a, whose product is annotated as SMEK homolog 1, suppressor of mek1 (Dictyostelium). Lineage: Eukaryota; Metazoa; Chordata; Actinopteri; Characiformes; Serrasalmidae. The record is from RefSeq and is a predicted model, not a curated record. Gene Ontology annotation, biological process: protein dephosphorylation; DNA damage response. Gene Ontology annotation, cellular component: nucleoplasm; protein phosphatase 4 complex. Gene Ontology annotation, molecular function: protein phosphatase activator activity. The transcript is spliced from 15 exons. Bases 902 to 3358 code for a protein of 818 amino acids.